AUGUCAGUAAGCCCAGUGACCUACUUUGAAGCUCAAGCACGAUUGACGACUUGGACCGACGAGCUUGAAUUCCUGGGCUACAUUCUUUGUGAGCUGAUCGAUGAGGAGAGGUUGAAUACGAUAGGAUAUCGAUGUCAUCAGGCAGCUGAUCUGCCGGCUAUCAUUAGCAUUCUUCGUCUUCAAUUGAAGGAGCCCGAUGGAUGCCUCGCCAAAAUGAUGACUGAAGACGAACUGACAGUCUUCCGCUGGUUGUUGGAAAAAUCAAAGGACAUUAGGAAUCUUAUGGCGCACCAUAAAAUCCUAAAUGACGACAUAUUGAACGAUCUUGAAAAGACAAAAGAGAGGCUGGGUGUCAGGCUUGAAUUCGCCAUUAGGGGGGCUGCCUCGGAUCGUGGAAUAUAUCAGGUUGCUUGGUCUCCCUAUCAUCAUAUUUGUAAAACAUACAUGGGAGUGAACGGACCAUUGAUAGUCAUGGUUCCGCUUAAUAAGGAACCACUGCUAUCUUUUCGUGACCGAGUCCUACACGAUGAUGACCUCGAACAAAGUCGGGUGCUCUACCGACGCCCAAAGCUCAAGGCAACUGAAGAAGGUCGACAAAAGCAGAAAGAUGAUUAUAAAACCGCCCUCAUCAGAAAACAACAAAGAAAGGAGCGAGACAUUGCCAUGCGGUCCAAUCAUCAAUCUAAGAAACUUGAAAAAUUGGAACAAAGAUUCAUCAAGUCACAGGAGUUGGGAUAUGCUCGAUUAAACGAGGUCAAAGUCCGGAUGAGAGAAGAAAAAGAAGUAUUCUAUCGGCAGCGAGCCGAAAUUCUUAACGACGGAAUAUUUCACCCAACUGUUGGGGAGAAAUUUUUGUUCAUUACAAUUCUUCUUGCAAUUAGUUCGCCGCUCUGGUUGACGGUUGUGCUCAUCUAUAAUAUAUAUAGCAGAACUCGAGGCCGCUGUCGUCGCGAAUAA
Messenger RNA from Penicillium verrucosum, 957 nucleotides. RefSeq lists its product as uncharacterized. The record is from RefSeq and is a predicted model, not a curated record. NCBI's taxonomy places the organism in Eukaryota, Fungi, Ascomycota, Eurotiomycetes, Eurotiales, Aspergillaceae. Bases 1 to 957 code for a protein of 318 amino acids. The transcript has 2 exons.